CCAACCCACCAAGAUGCAAAGUGCCUUGAAGUUUACUCUGCACUCCUAGGUCGUAGACGCUGUCCCCGCCCUUCCCGUCGAGCGAACACAGCACACGUCAGGCGGACCCGAAUACCUGCAAGUUUUAGAGGGGCGUGAACCACACUCGAUUUAGGAGAGCCCUUUCCAGCCCUCACUUUCGCAAAGAGCCGCGCUGUCCCACCACCACAUUGCAUCGACACCGCCAUUGGACCCGCGCGCUGCAGCAAGCGCGGCGCGUAGCGACGUUGUUCAGCCCACACAGCCCUGCCUGCCCGCGCCAUGCUCAUUUGCAGGUGGGGUCGCACCGCGAGAGAGAUUUUCGGCCGAAUGCUGUAGCCGCCAGAGCACUGCAGUCGCCAGAAUAAAUGUGAUAAGGGUCUGCUUGACGCAAUGGUGCAACGAACAACGUUUUACCUACCCGCGAUGUAAUUGCGAUCCUGACCACAGGACAUCGCCACGUUGUUGGUGCGUGAGUGUCGUUUAGUGUGAUCUCGUUGCGUUGCUAUCUCUUCUCUAUCGCGACGCAAGCUUUCGCUUCCGCUUCGCUGACUCAAGGCGAAGAGCCCCUGGUCCAGGGUUCGUCGGCUCAAGAACAGGCCUCCGGUCGAUUGGUGAAGGAGGGACGAAUCGGCAGCCGCAGAUGAAGCGUCGGUCAACGUGAUCUGGUCUUCGCUGACUUUCACCAACUCUUUGCAAACUCUUUGCUAACAGUAGGCAAAGAGCCCCCGGGCGAGAGGUUUAAAACCAUGGCGGAGGAGGAGGAGGCGAAUCGGCAGGCGCAGAUGGAGAAGAUGGAGGAGCUUGAAGCGAUCUACGGCUCAGAUUGCUUCUUGUAUUCGAGCGCCGAGCACUGCUGCAUGACAUCCAUCCAGCACCCCGAUUCAGUCACAAGUAUGGACAGUCACACCCGCCCCUCCCCCUCCCUCACACUCCUCGUGCAUCUCCCCGCCUCCUACCCCUCCCACUCCGGCCCCGUUGCUGAGCUGUCGCACUGUGAUUGGCUGCUGGACAACGCCAGGAGCAGGCUGUGCUACCAGCUGGAGAGAAUGGCGGGGGGAGGAGGGGGAGGGGCAGGGGGGGGGAAGGGGGAGGGCGAGAGGGAGGGGGAGAAGGAUGGGAGAAGGGGGGGAGAAUGAGGGGGAGAAGGAGGGGGAGGAGGGGGAGAGAGAGAAGUAGAUGGGGAGGGGCGUGUGGGUGGAGAGGUAGUGAUAUUCAAAUGGAUCGAAUGCAUUAAGCGUGGCAUGGAUCACCUGCCGCACGCAAACCUCUCGCCCUGCUCUUAUGCCCCUCACAUGUCACGCCUCACACAAAAAUCCCCUUGGCUAUCCUUCAGGUCAGUGCCAUCCCGCACCCAUCUCCACUGAUCAUCCGACCUCCGCUUGUCGCACUCUGAGGGGCACUAGUGGUUGGCGGUUGUAGCGUCUGUUGGAAUAAUGACGCAUGCACCGUGUAAGAAAAUAAUCCAGAGACAUACCCAAAACAGGGAGACAGAAAUGUCAAACUAUAUAUUUAGAUAUAUAUAUUAUUUGUGUAGUCUUGGUAGAUGUGCUAUAUUACUGGAUCCUACUGUAGAGGGGACAACCCCCCCUUUUUGUAUCUCUUCCUCUUCUAGUCCAAA
Messenger RNA from Closterium sp. NIES-67, 1639 nucleotides. The record is from the annotation of a GenBank genome assembly. Lineage: Eukaryota; Viridiplantae; Streptophyta; Zygnematophyceae; Desmidiales; Closteriaceae.